CGUCCACCACAUCAAUUUUCCACGAUUGGUUGAUCUGCUUCUCCGACAUGUUGGUCUCGAUCUUUCCCUUUAACGGCCGAUGAAGAUCCUGUAGAGAUACAAGCGGAGUGAACGAGAGAGAGAGAGGAAGGGAGGGAGGGAGGGAGGGAGUCAGUGAGUGAGACCAUAAGGCAGUGUUUGGUAGGAGAUUUCUCAGAUGGGUCUGUUUGGAAAUUGUGAUUGUUGUGGAAGGUUGAAGAUUUGAGGGGUUUUGUGAUGAGAGCUAUUCCUUGCAGGGUUUUGUAAGGGUGGCUUUCUUGCGUCUGGAUUUGAUAUGGGUGGGUGUUUUCCUUGCUUUGGAUCAUCCAACAAGGAGGACAAAGGGUUGAAGGAAGUACCAGUCAAGAAGGAUUCCUUUAAAGAAGGCUCAAUUGUUGCCAAGUCUAACCACACAAAUAGGGUUAGCUCAGAUAAAUCAAAAUCAAAAAGUGGCUCUGAUCCUAAGAAGGAACCACCUGUUCCCAAGGAACCAACAGCCCAUAUUGCUGCACAAACAUUCACAUUUCGAGAGCUUGCAGCUGCUACAAAGAAUUUUAGGCCAGAAUGCUUAUUAGGUGAAGGAGGUUUUGGACGCGUCUACAAAGGUCGUCUGGAGAGCACAGGACAAGUAGUUGCUGUAAAACAGCUUGACCGCAAUGGCCUUCAAGGAAAUCGAGAAUUCUUGGUGGAGGUUCUUAUGCUCAGCCUCUUGCAUCAUCCCAAUCUUGUCAACUUAAUCGGUUAUUGUGCUGAUGGUGAUCAGAGGCUUCUUGUUUAUGAAUUUAUGCCACUGGGCUCCUUAGAGGAUCAUUUACAUGAUCUUCCUCCUGACAAGGAGCCUUUAGACUGGAACACAAGAAUGAAAAUUGCUGCUGGUGCUGCCAAGGGAUUGGAAUAUUUGCAUGACAAAGCAAACCCCCCUGUUAUUUAUAGAGACUUGAAGUCAUCCAACAUUCUCCUUGAUGAGGGUUAUCAUCCCAAGCUAUCUGAUUUUGGGCUUGCAAAGCUUGGUCCUGUCGGUGAUAAGACACAUGUGUCUACACGAGUAAUGGGAACAUAUGGCUACUGUGCUCCAGAGUAUGCCAUGACAGGCCAGCUAACUCUGAAAUCUGAUGUAUAUAGCUUUGGUGUUGUCUUUCUUGAACUUAUUACUGGGCGCAAAGCUAUCGACAAUACCCGUGCACCCGGAGAGCAUAAUCUUGUUGCCUGGGCACGUCCUCUUUUUAAAGACCGUAGGAAGUUUCCAAAAAUGGCUGAUCCCUUGCUUCAAGGGCGCUACCCAAUGCGAGGACUCUACCAAGCACUUGCAGUUGCAGCCAUGUGUUUGCAGGAACAAGCAGCUACAAGGCCUCUUAUUGGGGAUGUUGUGACUGCUCUUACAUACUUGGCGUCACAGACAUAUGACCCAAAUGCAGCUACUCAGAAUAAUAGAGGUGGUUCAUCAACCCCAAGGAGCAGGGAUGACCGAAGGAGCAUGGCCGAUGGCGUUAUGGAUAGCCCUGAUCGUGGGCGGAGUGGCUCCCCUUCCACUCACAAGAACUUGCCUGAUGUUCGGAGGAGAGAUGGUGGGGAUCCAAGUGUUGGGAAAGAAGUUGGCAGAAGUGAAACUGGGUCAGGAAGAAGAUGGGGAUUGGAUGAUGUAGAAAGGCUGGAAUCUCAGAGAGAUAGCCCUGUAAAUACUGGGAGAGCUAGGGAAACUCCGAGGAACCGUGACCUGGACAGAGAACGUGCAGUGGCAGAAGCGAAAGUAUGGGGUGAGAAUUGGAGAGAAAAGAAGAGGGCUAAUGCAAUGGGUAGCUUUGAUGCCACAAAUGAGUGAAUGCAGAAUUCAAAACACCAAUCCACUUCACUUUUCAUCUUGGAAUGGAGAGAUUUAAUUGAGUCGCAGGGAAAUUUGCAUAAAGGUGAUCCUCUAAUGUCUUGGUUUUCAUGUCUACCCAGGAACAAGCAAGCAUGAUUGUUGGUCGGUGUGAUUCUGGUAGGUGGUCAUUGUGGUGAAGAAUACAGAGUGGAGAUGAGUGAGAGAGUUGGGGGGAGAGAGAGUGUGGAUUGGGAAUUUGAAAUGUAAACAUGGUCAUCUAUGUAUGUACCAAGGAUUUGUAGGUUCAUGUUAGACAGAGUCGUCUAAUUUUUGCAGCCUCGUUUGGAGGGUGCUUGGUGGAUUUGGUGUGGGUGUCGUUGCUGGUACAUGUACUCGUACAGUAUCUGUUUAUGUCAAGAGUCUCAUGUUUUCAGCUUAUACAAAAAACAAAAAAAAAAAAAGGUAUAUUAUAUUAUUAUGUCAA
Prosopis cineraria is the source of this 2303-nucleotide messenger RNA. Its product is annotated as serine/threonine-protein kinase PBL27-like. The record is from RefSeq and is a predicted model, not a curated record. NCBI's taxonomy places the organism in Eukaryota, Viridiplantae, Streptophyta, Magnoliopsida, Fabales, Fabaceae. The transcript has 5 exons. Gene Ontology annotation, biological process: protein phosphorylation. Bases 314 to 1837 code for a protein of 507 amino acids. Gene Ontology annotation, molecular function: protein kinase activity; ATP binding.